Molecule: messenger RNA, 1090 nt
Organism: Baudoinia panamericana UAMH 10762
Lineage: Eukaryota; Fungi; Ascomycota; Dothideomycetes; Mycosphaerellales; Teratosphaeriaceae
Exons: 1
Coding region: 469-897 (142 amino acids)
Source: RefSeq, a predicted model, not a curated record
AUGACGACAACAAGUUACAGCGGUUGCAGCUGAAAUAGGCCACCCACGAACCUCGCCAGCAGCACCCCUAGAACCCAGCCGCCCUAUUAAAGAUCGCAAGACCAGUCAAGCAGCGCUUCGACAACGCCUGAAAUAACACAAGCGACGACAUUGACGCCAGCGACAGAUGACCGCAGUUUCGAAAAAGCAUUCCAUCUGACAAAGUCAGCACUAAUUGACAUACGCGAUCGGCGAGCUUCUUGCCGGCUGUCACGGCGUGCAGCUCAAAAUCCCGCCACUUGUCGAGCCAAUAUGUGGCCAGUGGCUCACGCAUAAGGCAGAGGAUAACGAGGUAUGCGGCCAACAGGCUCACGCAUGCUGAUGGCAAAGAUGGAAGUUAGUGGGAGUAUGCGGCUGAAGAGCUCACGCAUUGGAAAAAUCGCUUCUGUUUGAGUCAGCAUCAACAGCACGAGCCUAAGGACGAGCAGUAUGGCCGGCUGUCACGGUCACAGUCUGUGGCACUGGGAUUCCGCCAGCUUUGACGCUAGCAUGCGACUUGUCAGUGACGCAGCACGACGCUUGGGGUCCAGAGAGAAGACAGUAGGAGACAUGCAGCGUUGCAGCUCAGGCAUGGAGGAGACAAGAAAAACGAUGCGGCUUGACGCUCACGCACGGAAGAACAAGGAGAAGACAGAAAGUGCGGAACCAGGAUCACGCACAGAAAGAAGCUCGAGGGUAUGCGGCAAUGAGGCUCACGCGCGGAAGUGGAGGAAGAAGGAAGGAGUGCGGCACCGGGCUCACGCACAGAAGGGAAACGCUAGGAAAACAAGCGGCGUUGGGGCUCACGCACGAUCAAAGAGAAGGCAAGAGCAUGCGGCACCGACUGGCGCUCACACACGAAGCAAAGAAGAGCAAUGAGCAGCGAAGAGCAUACGAAAUCGAGUUUCGGUCCAGCAUGCUAUUGCGCUGUAUGCUGCGAUACAUCCAGCCACGGAAGACCCAAGGUUCAAAUCAAGCGAUGGCUGGCAAGCGAACAUAGACCAUACUGGCGGCAAUGGAUCCUGUGAGCGUGCAUGUCGACCUGGUGAGAUGAAUCCGGCAAAGACCACGG